Messenger RNA from Diversispora eburnea, 185 nucleotides. The record is from the annotation of a GenBank genome assembly. Lineage: Eukaryota; Fungi; Glomeromycota; Glomeromycetes; Diversisporales; Diversisporaceae.
CUGAAGUAAAAAAUGAAGAUGUAACACGAAAUGUUAUCACUAGAUAUUUUAAUUUUGGUGAAGUUUUAUAUAAACGAUACAAGGAGUUGAAGCCCACUAAUGGAAAAAUAAAAGCCACCGCUAUGGUUAGAGUCGAAAUCAGAAAAGAAAUUCCGGAAUCAAAACUUAGUAAUGAGGCUUUGUAA